This is a messenger RNA of Cylicostephanus goldi, 696 nucleotides long. The record is from the annotation of a GenBank genome assembly. Lineage: Eukaryota; Metazoa; Nematoda; Chromadorea; Rhabditida; Strongylidae.
AUGCAACCAUACUGUUUUCUUGACCUCUCUUUUUUUGACCUGGAAACAACUUGUUUAGAAGUGUUUUCCACUGCGACAGCAUUCUAUAUUCCAUUGAUAGCGAUAAUAUGUAUAUACUGGAAAAUUAUGAGAGCCGCAAAGAAGAGGUUCAAAAGGGAACGGGAUCGACGUACCAUUAUAAGGCAACCAGAAGAACAACAGAAUGAAAAAUCUGCACCUCUUAUCCUCAAAAAGAAUAAAAAGGGAGUAACAGCAGAUUCAUCAACAUCAACACAAUCCGAAGAGGGAAAUGCUAAUCAUAACAUUCCCGAGCAAGAAACAAAACUCGACGACAUGGUGCAGAAAGGUAGAUACAGUAAAAUAAAGAAAAGGAGAAAAGAGAAUGCAGAAACGAAACGUGAACGAAAAGCUUGGCGCACACUGGCCAUAAUUACGGCCACUUCGAUGCAUGCUCCUGCGCCGCGGCACCUGGCAAUCCUGCGACGCGGCUGUGGCGCGGUCGUGCAGAGCAUUGCUAACAACAAGUUGAUUUUAGGUACUUUUGUCGCAUGUUGGACACCAUUCUUUCUUGUCUCAUUGUAUCGUCCAAUUUGUGGUUGUACCAUACCACGGCUUCUGGAAACGGUUACGUCUUGGCUAGGUUACCUGAAUUCAGCGCUCAAUCCGAUUAUCUACACUGUCUUCUCGCAAGAUAUG